AGCUUACAACCGGAAGUAGUAUUUCGCGACACGGCUAGCUUGACAUUUCUGAUGACCAUGUCUCCUUGGCAGAUUCGUUUCCGCCAGUAGGAACGUCUGGAUUUCCCGUGAAGCAACUGCGUUUUGUUAGCAGCACGCUAGCGGGCCGCUGUCAAGCCUGGACACAGAAAGAAGGAAAACAAAAAAAAAAAAAACAGAAAAUUAAAAAAAAAAAAGCAGCAUCAUCAUCAAUGGUGUGUCUACAUCCCGGAGCCGACACAUCGUCCUGUGCACGCUCGAUGAUCCAUCUCCUCAGCUCUCAGCACAGCUGCACAUGUAUGGCGUUUGCGAGGCUCGGAGGGGAGUUUUGCCAAGCCCAGCACCUGCUGCUCAUCGUGGACAAGUGAAGAGGAGACACCAGCUUGGCGCAAACACUGCCGUCGACGUGCACAGGUCCUUACUGCCAUCCGGUUCAAUCCAUAUGAAGACAAGCCAACCUUCAGCCUGUCAUCUGUCCCGGGGAGUGGAAGAGGCUUCGGGUUUAACCCAGGAGUUUCCUCACAGCUCUUCUCCUUUUCUGCUUUUCCUUUCCUCUCCUCCCCUGAGUCGGCCACGGCUUCUCUGAAUGGGUUAGCCGAUUGGAAAGAAAGGAAGGAAGGAAGGACUCAUCUUUUUUCUGUUAUCAUUUUUUUCUUCUUCCUGGAUUUUGGUCGUCCGCUCCAAUCUUUUUGAUUCCAAUCUGCUACAAUUAAAUAUUUAUUUUUGAAUAAAGCCAAUUUUUAUUUAUUUCCUCAUUGCCAAGAAAAGUGUAAACCACCAUCAUAUUUCUAUGCAAUCGAAUCUGCUUUGUUUGAAUUUCUUUUAAUAGACCACAUUUUGUCAUCGAAUUGACUAGCAACAGUUUUUUGUCAUACUUAGUAAAAUAGUAGUCAUACAGAUCCAUUAGUUAGUGAAAUUACUUUGACAUUUUUGGCUUUGUGAACAGUUAUUUUUUUUUCUUUUAUCAGUGUAUUUUAUUUAGCUUAUUUACAUUUUAGACCAUCACUUUGAUUUGUUUGAGGACCCUGUCACAUACCUUAUUUUUUUAUCUGGCCCAUUAUAUGCAAAGAACUUUUCUCACGUUUCUUUUUGUGUAAAUAAACCUUUUGAGGGUCUAAAAAUGAACCGACCGGCUCCGGUGGAGAUCUCUCAUGACUGCCUGAGAUUUCUCAUUACGCACAACCCCACCAAUGCACAACUCGGGAGGUUUAUAGAGGAUCUGAAGGCGUAUGGUGUGAACACCCUGGUGAGAGUGUGUGCCGCCACAUACGACAAGACACCAGUGGAGCAAGAAGGUAUCCAAGUCGUGGAUUGGCCGUUUGACGAUGGCUCCGCCCCCCCAGAACAGGUGGUCGAUGAUUGGCUGAACCUGCUGCAGACAAAGUUUCGGGAGGAACCGGGUAGCUGUGUGGCUGUGCACUGCGUGGCUGGAUUAGGAAGAGCUCCGGUGUUGGUGGCCCUGGCGCUCAUCGAGAGCGGGAUGAAAUACGAAGACGCCGUGCACUUCAUAAGGCUGAAGCGGCGCGGAGCCUUCAACUCCAAGCAGCUGCUGUACCUGGAGAGCUACAAACCCAAACUGUGUCUGCGCUCCAAGGAUGCCAACGGACAGAGCUGCUCCGUACAGUAGGAACCUUCGUAGGAGUCUCGCCAUUUGAUGUAGACCUGGAAAAGUCUGCAUUUACUGAAAAUAAAUGUUUUGGUGACAAACAAGGGCCAUUAAAUCCAAUCAACACACGUGCAAACUUUUGCCGUUUUUAAAAAGUUGUUUUUUUUUGAGGGAGGAAAAGAGUGACGAGAUGACGUGAUCUUUGCAAUAAAACAUCUUUGAUGUGACGUGCCGAGCCAAUCAGCGUUGAGAUGUCUCCAUUUCCCCUCCCAACUUUUCAACCGUUCACUCUAAUUAUAGGCGGCGUGCGUAUACUAGAUUAUCCCACAUUGGCUCACUUUUGGGGUUACACUCUGAAAUGUCCCGGUGCCCCCUCCAAUCCCCUCUGCAACCGCCCCAGUUGUCACCUUUUUCACCCCAUAUGAGUUUGCAGGUAUGAAUCAAAGGACUACAUAUAUUUAGAAGAAUUCUAGGGACCUGGUGUCAUGUUUCAGAAAAUCUUUUAAAAAAACAUAUGCAGAUAACUUUAAAUGAAAAAUACUUUUUAAUUUCCUCACCUUUAGUGUGCAGCAAGACUCCCACGAAUACGUAGCCCAUUAAAGUGAAUCAUUUAAUUAGAGCUGUUAAUAACUAAUCACACUUCAAUGUUCUACAAACCGUCACCAACAAGACUUUUCAUUUUACCUCGAGGGUUGUGUGCGAGUUCAUUAACGGAUGUAGAAACAGUUUUGUCGUCGUAACGCCAUUAAAUCCAGCUCCCUUUUACCUGAAUUUGUGUGAGUAAAUGUUUUAUUUUAAGAACUCAAGGUAACGCGUGGUGAGUGGUAGAUGUGUAAACCCAAAUGUUAUUUCAUUGGUGACGACUUCUGAUUUAAAUUCCCUCGUGACGUUUGGGAUCUGACAUCACGGAACGUCUGUAGAGUCACGCAGGUCCGCUGCUAGAUAUUCGUUAAACGCUCCGAGUUACCAACACAGAAUUAAAUGUGCUUUUAGAGGCCGGCUGCUUUUAAUCAAUCCGCACAGCGGUUCAGGCCGAUGCUGUACGUCCUGUGUCAGAGUCGUGGGCCGCCUGCUGCUCCAGAACAAACCGGCGUGGCUGUAAAUGUUUGACGCUGAAGGGAAGGCAACGCUUUAAGGUUUUUGGUAGAUUGUCCUGAUGGAAAACAUCAACGUGGCCUCACAGGCUCAUUGACUCCAGCAUACUGUGUGUUUUAUCAGCACUAGACAACAUUGAGUGGUAUUUUGUUCUUGUUACUAGGCUCUAAACACAUGAGCAUUUACUAUUUAAGAUGGAUGAAAGUCUUUUUAAAUUGUCUUUAAAAAUAAGUGAUACAAACAUGAAAGUCUUUUUGAUUCUCUGGGUUUUCAUCACAGGAACAAACAGGACAAUCUGCUGAAAACGUUCCGAGUUCCUUUUAACGAAAAGCCACAGAACGGCGCCACUGAAGCCUGCUGUUUGGUCCUUGUGAUGUUAUUCUUUCUCAAUAGCUUUUCUUUUCCUUCCCUGUACACUUUAAACUAUUUGUAUUUAUUCAUUGA
Gasterosteus aculeatus aculeatus (three-spined stickleback) is the source of this 3163-nucleotide messenger RNA. Its product is annotated as protein tyrosine phosphatase type IVA 2. The record is from RefSeq and is a predicted model, not a curated record. Lineage: Eukaryota; Metazoa; Chordata; Actinopteri; Perciformes; Gasterosteidae. Gene Ontology annotation, biological process: protein dephosphorylation.